Molecule: messenger RNA, 420 nt
Organism: Lottia gigantea (owl limpet)
Lineage: Eukaryota; Metazoa; Mollusca; Gastropoda; Lottiidae
Exons: 1
Source: RefSeq, a predicted model, not a curated record
AGACCUCGAAUAUUAGAUAGGAUAUACAUAACGCUUGAGAUUAGACCUCGAAUAUUAGAUAGGAUAUACAUAACGCUUGAGAUUAGACCUCGAAUAUUAGAUAGGAUAUACAUAACGCUUGAGAUUAGACCUCGAAUAUUAGAUAGGAUAUACAUAACGCUUGAGAUUAGACCUCGAAUAUUAGAUAGGAUAUACAUAACGCUUGAGAUUAGACCUCGAAUAUUAGAUAGGAUAUACAUAACGCUUGAGAUUAGACCUCGAAUAUUAGAUAGGAUAUACAUAAUGCUGGAGAUUAGACCUCGAAUAUUAGAUAGGAUAUACAUAACGCUUGAGAUUAGACCUCGAAUAUUAGAUAGGAUAUACAUAACGCUUGAGAUUAGACCUCGAAUAUUAGAUAGGAUACACAUAUUACGCCAAUAG